This is a messenger RNA of Cyanistes caeruleus (blue tit), 844 nucleotides long. Lineage: Eukaryota; Metazoa; Chordata; Aves; Passeriformes; Paridae. The record is from RefSeq and is a predicted model, not a curated record.
CCGCCCGGCACGAAGAUGGCGGCGGGCGCUGUGGAGCUGCGGCGGCUGCAGUGGCGGCUGGAGGAGCUGGAGCAGCGCGUCGGCCUCGGCGGCGGGGGGCCUCUGCAGGUGGCGGACGAACUGGUGAAGGUGCAGGUGGCGCUGAACAAUAUCGCCGGCAAGAGGGAGAGGAUCAAAAUCCUGUUUAAGAAAAUUGAAGAUGUAAUCAAAUACCUUGACCCCCAGUACAUUGACAGGAUGGCUGUUCCAGAUGCUAUGAAGCUGCAGUUCAUCUUGGCAGAGGAACAGGCUAUUCCUGCCCGUGCAGCCCUUCUGGAGCAGGUGAAGACCCUCCAGCCCAUCUUGGACAGCACCAGUAUCCAAGCGGUUCCUGACCAUGCAGCCAAACUGCAGCGACUCUCACAGAUCCACAUACAGCAGCAGGAGAAACGUCAUGAUCUCACUGACAGUGUCAAGACACUCCUUGAGGAUUAUAACAAAAUGACCCUGCUUCUGUCCAAGCAGUUUGUGCAGUGGAAUGAAGUCCUGUCACGUCUGGAAGCAGCCAAGCAAGCGAAACCUGUGGCAGAGUGAUGGCAGAGCUGGGAGCACAGCAUGUCCAGGGCCCCUGUGGUACAGCUUGCAUCCCACUGGUCCCAGCUCCUUCCCGCUUGGGGUGAACAUGCUGGAGUGAAAUGGCAGGAUCUUGGGGACACUUUACAGAGCCAUGCCAGCCCUCAGUCAAAGCUACACUGCUCCUUAAUCUGCCACUCUUUGGAAAUCUUGCACUUCUCUAAAAUGCAUUUAUUGUAUUUUAAAACCCCUUUCUGUGCUCUCUGUGGGUCAUAGUAAAGUGUGAAAUGCU